Pectinophora gossypiella (pink bollworm) is the source of this 2156-nucleotide messenger RNA. RefSeq names its product glutamine synthetase 2 cytoplasmic (gene Gs2). Gene Ontology annotation, cellular component: cytoplasm. NCBI's taxonomy places the organism in Eukaryota, Metazoa, Arthropoda, Insecta, Lepidoptera, Gelechiidae. The record is from RefSeq and is a predicted model, not a curated record. Gene Ontology annotation, molecular function: glutamine synthetase activity. The coding region runs from base 173 to 1324 and encodes 383 amino acids. The transcript is spliced from 8 exons.
CGCGCGCAUAAAUUCUCCGACGCUUCGCCCGACCACCAGUCAAUCUCUAGAGCGUUUAGCGUAGCGAUCGAAUCGAAAACGUGAUAGUACAUUCACAACACGCACGAUAGUUCGCGUGCUCCACUGCGCGAUCUUCGAGGGAUUUACAAAAGGUUAAUUUAAAAAGGCAAACAUGGCUGAUCCCGCACACGGGAAAAUAGAAGAUAACCCAAAAAUAAUGUCGGGGCCAGUGUUGACCAACUCGCCGAACGCCGUGCUUUCCAAAACGCUGCUGGGACGGUACAACGACCUGCCGCUGCCGGUCGACCGCAUCCUCGCCACCUACAUCUGGAUCGACGGCACCGGCGAACACCUCCGCUGCAAGGACCGCACUCUCAACUUCAUCCCCAAAUCACCAAAAGAUUUACCGAUUUGGAACUUCGACGGCAGUUCUACCGGACAAGCGGACGGACACAACUCGGACACGUUCCUGGUGGCGCGAGCCAUUUACAAGGAUCCCUUCCGCAGAGGAAACCACAUCCUCGUUAUGUGUGAUACCUACAAAUAUAACAUGGAACCCACAGAGAGCAACCACCGCCUGAAGUGCCAGGAAGCGUCAGAUCAGUGCAAAGACGAGGAGCCGUGGUUCGGCAUCGAGCAGGAGUACAUUCUUCUGGACGCAGACCUGCGGCCCUUCGGGUGGCCCCCGGGCGGUUUCCCCCCGCCACAGGGUCCCUACUACUGCGGCGUCGGAGCAAACAAGGUGUUUGCCAGAGAUCUCGUUGAGGCACACUACAGAUGUUGCCUGUUUGCUGGCGUCCCUAUCUCCGGCACCAACGCAGAGGUGAUGCCCUCACAGUGGGAGUUCCAAGUGGGGCCUAGCGUGGGCGUGACGGCGGGAGACGACCUCUGGAUCGCUCGCUACAUCCUGCACAGGCUAGCUGAGGAGUACGGCGUGAUCGUCACCUUCGACCCCAAACCAGUCCAAGACUGGAACGGCUCCGGGGCCCACACCAACUUCUCUACCAAGAAGAUGAGGGAGGAGAACGGUAUUAUUGAAAUCGAGAAGGCAAUAGACAAGUUGUCGAAGGUGCACAUGAAACACAUCAAGGUGUACGAUCCUCGCGGAGGCAAGGACAACGAGAGAAGGUUGACCGGUCUCCAUGAAACUGCCAGUAUUAAUGACUUUAGCGCAGGUGUCGCGAAUCGCGGCAGCAGCAUCAGAAUACCUCGCACAGUCGCCGAGGAGAAGAAGGGCUACUUGGAGGACCGCAGGCCAGCGUCCAACUGCGACCCGUACGCCGUCUGCAACGCGCUCAUGCGCACUUGCAUACUAAACGAAUAAACUCGGCGUGCACUCAGGCAUUCCCCUCCCGUGUCAGCUAAACCACUCCGUCUACCAGGCCAAGUGGCUCAAGCCACAAGCAGAAAACAAAGGAGCAACUAGCCCCACUCUGCACCCCACUUUUAUAAUUAUACAGUCUGCGUCUUGCAUUUUACAGGGCCAAAGAAGUAGUCUAUAUCAAAUAGGCCUAGAUGAAUCUUUUUAUUUCUUUAUAAUGGCAGCAUAAUUUAUUCUAAGCGGACACGUGAUAGAGGUAGAUUAUAAUGGACCACAUAAGAUAUUAUAAAAUAACAUAGAUCAUAUUUUUACGAAUAUUAUGUGAUAUUUAAAAAGUAAUUGUCAUUUUUUAUGUUUAUUGUUUAUACUUAUACUAAUAACCACAUAUCAUUUUAACCUAACCACUUCAAAGAAAUUAGCCAAGCUAAUACGUUCAAGUACGAUUGACAACUUCCACUUGGCUGUAGUUGUAUCAAAAGUUCGCCUCAUUUGGACAUAAUACAAUGUUUAGCUACCUGUAAUUGUCACAAAAUAUUCUAUAGGUUAGUUCUAUAAGGUACUAAACAUAAUAAUAUUCCAUCUAAUAAAAUUGUAUGGUAAGAUAAUGAGCCUAUAUAUAAUAAACGCACAUAAAAUAAAUACCACGAGAGUACUACAAGCAAAGCACAAGAUUAUCGUGUCGUGUUUAAACUAUGUUAUACGUAUAUCUUGUUUAAAUAUUAUUUACUUUGCAUGCUUCGAAUCGCGAAUGAUUUGACAAAUUUUAUGUUGUUUAUGAAUAUGUUAAAACCAUAUAAAAUGAAAUGUUAUAAAAAAUAAAUGAUACUUUGUUGUA